This is a messenger RNA of Limulus polyphemus (Atlantic horseshoe crab), 5983 nucleotides long. RefSeq names its product venom factor-like. Gene Ontology annotation, cellular component: extracellular region. Gene Ontology annotation, molecular function: protein binding; endopeptidase inhibitor activity. Lineage: Eukaryota; Metazoa; Arthropoda; Merostomata; Xiphosura; Limulidae. The record is from RefSeq and is a predicted model, not a curated record.
GCUCGUGUAUUUUGUUGCCAUGCGGUAUUUAUCUACUUUCCGGAUAUCAUUUGAUUUUAAUUCGGUUUCUCAGUUAACUGGUAGGUUAAAUGUCAAUUCUAUUGAUAUCGCUCCGAAAUGGAAAAUAGAAUGUUACUGUUUACGCUGACAAUAGUUUCUUUGUGUAUACUGAUUGAAGCAACAAACAUUUUUGUUGCUUCACCAAACACAUUGCGAAUAGGUGAGCAAGAAACUGUUUCCAUUAUUGUGGAAGGAAAUAGAGCAGAGGAUGUUGAAGUGUACCUUCAGGAUCAUCCUGGAAAAACUAAGACCUUUUCCAGAACAGUUGGUCGGGUUCAGCCAAGAAUAAGUACAGAAUUCAGAGUUCAAGUAAACCCAGAAGAUUUACCAGAUAAAGAUAUUCUGGUUUCAACUGCAAAACACUAUGUGUCUCUUGUGGCAAAGGCAGGAAAUGGGUUUCAUAAAGAGGCUUUGCUUUUGGUUAACCCAAGAUCUGGAUAUGUUUUUAUCCAAACUGAUAAACCAAUUUAUACUCCAAAGCAAACAGUACACAUGCGAAUUAUCACCUUAAAUGAAGAUCUGAUACCAGAAAAUAAAAGGAUUACUUUGCAAAUUAAGAACCCUCAGGAUAUCACAGUAGAGCAUCAGAGUUGGAAAAUCAAGGAAGUUGGAAGAAGGACAGAGUUUUAUACAUUUGAUUACAGUUUUCCACCCUAUCCUCUCUUUGGUGAAUGGUCCGUAGUUGUUUCAUACGGCUAUGAUCUGUUAUAUAAUUCAACUGUGAAGUUUGAGGUUAAAGAAUAUGUUUUGCCAACAUUCUCUGUUGAUGUAACAGCUCCUGAAAUUAUUUUACAAAGUACAAAAAAAAUCAGUGGAAAUGUACAUGCCAAGUACGUGUAUGGUGAACCCGUGCAUGGUACAGCAAAUUUCAAAUUUGGGGUGAAGUUAAGAACAGGAAACAGUAUUAUUAUUGGCACACUAUAUGAUAAACAGCUUCAAGAUGGUAAAGUGGAUUAUCAAAUUGAUGUGAAUGAGUUUAUCAAGCAUGGGAAAAUAUCGAGUUUUUCUGACUUGGAAGGAAACCAUCUUUUUGUGGAAGUGUCUGUGUUGGAACAGGCUACAGGACAACGAGAAACUGGAAUAAAUGAAAAUGGCAUCUUUACACUCUCUCCUUAUGAUGUGUCAUUCAAGCGUUGCCUCAAUAAUUUUAUGCCUGGAUAUACGACAUUAAUACCAGUGGACAUAACCUUUGUUAGUGGUAAACCAGCUCCAGGUAUUCCUGCUAUUAUUAGUGUUAAAGAUGAGAAAGGAAGAUCUGUGGUAGUCCAAAAGUCAGAUGAUACAAGUGAUGAACGAGGACGUUGUAACUUUCUUGUUAAUCCAAGUAAAGAUCUAAAAGAGUUAAAAAUAGAGGUUAGAACAAAUGAUGGCAAAGGAAUUCAGUACCAGAAAAAAAGUCACCACAGAAUGACUGAACAGUCUUCUGAGUUUGGAGGAGUUAUUGCUAUAGACAGAGGCACAACAAAAAAGGAUUUGAAAGUUGAUGAAGAAUUUUCAGCAUCUGUUUUGACAAACCCAGCAGGUGGAAUGCGCAUGAUUUCAUACAUGGUAAUUGCAAGGGGGAAGAUCCUAAUCCAUAAACUUCUUCCAAAAGUUGAAUUAAUAGGUCAUAAAAUCUUCUUCAAAGUCAAUACAGAUAUGUCACCAAGCUUUCGACUAGUUGUUUAUGCUGUGUACAAAGGGCACCUGUUGACUGACUCUAUCCUGUAUAAUGUAGAACCUACCUGUAAAGAAAGUGUUAAGUUUAAACUUGAAACAGAUGUAAUAGAUCGUCCCAAGCCUGGACAACUUGUAAAAAUUAAUAUUGUUGAGGCCACUAAAGAUACGAAAAUUGGAUUAUUAGCUGUUGAUGAAGCUGUUUAUAUUCUACGUGACAAAGACAGAUUGACGAGAGAAAAAAUGUUCAAAGAAAUGGAAAAUCAUGACUUGGGAUGUGGACCUGGAGGAGGUAGUAACAUACAGAAUGUGUUAGCCAAUGCUGGAAUUGUAAUUCUCUCUAAUAUAAAACAUACUAACUACCAACGUGAAGAUUACAUUUGUGCCGUGCGUAUUCGAAAAAAGCGAGCAAUCGUGGAAGAAAUAGCCAAAAAUUACGAAGGAUUAGACAAAGGGUGUUGUAUUAUGGGCAUGACUCAUGAUCCAGAUCAGCGAAGCUGUGAAGAAAGACAUGCCAUUUUUGAAAAAUUUGUCUUCGAUGGGAGGGAAACUUGUAUGCAAGCAUUUUUAGAAUGUUGCAAAGAAAAGCAUUCCAAGUUACUUGCACGUUUUGACACAGGAGGCCGUGGUAGGUUUGGCUUUGAUCCUGUUGAUCAACUAAUUACAGUUGGGUUAGAAGAGGAACAAGAAUUUCUGAAACAACUUAAUAUCAGGAAAGACUUUAGGGAAACUUGGAUAUUUGAUGAUAUGUAUGUUGGUCCUAAAGGAAGGGUAGAAAAAGAGUUAUCACUACCACAUAGUAUAACCACAUGGGUAGUACAAGCUGUGGGGAUCUCCAACACAGGAGGAAUGUGUAUAGCUGAACCUUUGAAGAUUACUACUUUCAAAAACGUUUUUGUUCAGCUUAAUAUUCCUUAUUCAGUUGUCAGGAAUGAACAAGUGGAAAUUCAAGCAACUGUUUUUAACAAUCAUGCUCACCAGCCUGUCAGAGCUUCAGUGUAUAUGUAUGGUGUGAAAGGCUUGUGCUCUGGAGCUGAGGAAGGUCAGAGGACAGAGAGGAAGGUCCUGGAUGUUGCACAAAAUUCAGCAAAAUCUGUGAGCUUUCCUGUUGUGCCUCUGAAGGUGGGCGAAUUUCCUGUUAGGGUUGUAGUUUUCACUAUUGAUGGAAGUGAUUUCAUUGAGAAAAAAUUGAAUGUUGUGCCAGAAGGAGCUAAGGACUCAAAACUUAUAUCACUGCAACUAGAUCCCACUAAUCAACAAAAAAGACAGAAAAGAAGCAUCCACGAAAAACACUACAUUGAUUCCAUUGAUCCUGAAAAGAAGAUGCAGAUUUCAAUUGUGAAGCUGCAGCCACCACCUAAUUAUGUUCCAGACACAGCUACAUGCUUAGUUUCAGUUAUUGCUGAUCGUUUUGGCCCAGUUGUUGAAACGGCAUUACAAGAUACUGAAAAACUCAUCCAACAGCCUCGUGGAUGUGGAGAACAGACAAUGCUGUAUAUGGCACCUACUUUGUAUACUGUGAAGUAUUUGAAGGUCACUGGUCAAUUAAAUGCACAAACAGAAAAGAAUGGAUACAAGUUUAUAAGAGAUGGUUAUAGUAGAGAGCUUACCUUCAGAAAGGAUGAUGGAUCGUAUGCAGCAUGGCGAAAUAGACCAUCAAGCACAUGGUUAACAGCCUUUGUGAUGAGAGUGUUCUGUCAGGCACAAAAGCUAAUUGAAAUUGAUGAGAAGGUGAUAUGUAGUGGUAUAAAAUGGCUUGUUCAGAGACAGAAACCUGAUGGCUCAUUUGUUGAUGAAAAACCUGUCAUUCAUCAGGAGAUGAUUGGUGGUGUGAAGGGAGCAUUACCAAUGACAGCUUUUGUACUGAUGGCUUUGCAUGAGUGUUCCUGUACCACUGUUGCGAACAUAAAACUUGCUAAAAUCCGUGCAGCAGCAUACCUGGAAAUUAAGGUUCCGCAUAUCCAGGACCCCUAUAUUUUGUCUUUAGUGGCAUAUGCCCUAUCUUUAGCUGAUAAUGAUGCCAAGGUGGAAGCCAAUCGGAAACUUCUUUCUAUGGCAACCUUUCAGGGGGACAAAAACUACCAUUACUGGGGAGAUCCCAACAGUCCCCGAGCCAUUGAGACUGCUGGAUAUGGAUUACUGAUUCAGAUAUUAAACAAUGAUAUUGAAUAUGCUAACAGUAUUGUAAACUGGCUGAAUUCCAAAAGAACAUUAUCUGGUGCAUUCAAGUCUACACAAGACACAGUUGUUGCUUUGUAUGCUAUGUCAGAAUAUAGCAUUCUGUCAAAGAAUCCUGAAACAGACUUGCAUUGUAAUGUUACAUUGAACAAUGACCCUUCUUUCUUCAAAGAACUUCAUUUCAAAGAGAACACUGCUAAUAUUCUCCAACAGUUUCAGAUUUCAGAGCUUGGAGGACACCUUAUCUUUAACACAACAGGUUAUGGAAUGGGCCAGUUGGCUGUUGAACUGAAGUACAAUGUUCCUAUGCCUCCAGAAAAGUUAUGCAAGUUUGAUCUUGAUGUUAAAGUAGAAGAAGUUAAAGAGAAAAUACAACAAGUUAUAAAUCCGAGGGUCCCUGGAAACGAAAUUUUUGAUCUGUUACCUGAUGCUUUACUCCGUAAUUUAGGUUUCCCAAAAAGAAAAGAAAGGUCACUUUCUGACAACACUGGAGACUAUGCAAGGAUUAAGCGAGAUAACAGAGGUCGAGUUGGAGAUGGAGGAAGACGUGGUAAUGAUGGGAAAAGCAAACUAUUGUUGGAAAUCCAAAUAUGUUUGAAAUAUUUGUCUCAUGUAGAUUCUAACAUGGCAAUUAUAGAUGAAUUAAAAGAGCUGGUUAAACAGAAAAAUUCCAAGAUUGCAAGAUUUGAAGCAUCUGACAAAAGUGUUGUAUUUUACAUGGAUAACGCUCCCCAUGAUAAACCUUACUGCUUUAAGGUCCGAAUUGUACGACAGUUCAUUGUGGGUAAUAUACAAUCAAGUGUUGUCAAAGUUUACGAUUACUACAAACCAAAGGAAUCAUGUUCCCAGUUUUAUAGUCCAGACAACCAGAGUCCUUUAAUUCGAACCAUCUGUGAAGGAAGUGUAUGUCAGUGUGCUGAAGGUGGCUGUCCUCCUAGACAUCCCUUUCAAGGUGUAACAAGUGUACAUGAUAUUAGUGAAUCGAGAAAGUUACUUUUAGACAGAGCUUGUGUGGAUCAUGAUUAUGUGUGGAAAGGAAUUGUUGAAAGCAAGAAAGAAAAUGGAUUUCGUUAUAUUUCGUUCAGAGUGACUUCAGUUUUUAAGGAAGGUAUUGAGCGAAAAGAAAAUAUUUUGCAAGAAUCUAAAGAUCUGAUGGUACGAGACUCGUGUUCAGUAGCUGACUUAGAUGUACAGCAAGAAUAUGUCAUCAUGGGACGCGAUGGAGCCCAGUUUAAAGAUGAGGAUACUGGAAUACUGCUGUAUCGAUAUAUUUUAGACCAAACUACCAGCAUAUUCAAAUGGACAAGAAUAUCAGUGGCAGAGAAUAAGGUAUUGACAAAAACAUUCCGUUGGCUUGAAAAACACAUGGUUCAACAUGAAGAAGGCUGUCCCCAAUAAAGUGUUUUGAAAAGUUGUUAUUCUGUUGAUUUUUCAAUGCUAAUAUUUGUAUUAUUCAAAAACAGUGUUUUCCCUUUGCAAGAAUUCUUUGUUUAUAAUAGAUACAAUUUGUUGCGAUAAGUUUGUUCAUUUACUAGAAUCAAUAACAUCUGCUUGUAUAUGUUUAACUUUAUAAAUUUAGCAUUAUGCCAGUAUUUUUGUUCUGUUAUAGCAGUUUCAUUUUACAGACAUUCUUAUCCCAGCAAUUUUAAACAUACUUUAAAGACAUUUUUAGUAAUUACUGAUUAUAUUUAAUUAUAUAGUGGUAUUUUUUAAUUUUAUAAAAUUCAAAAGCAUAAUUUGCUUCUUUAGUCAAUAUGUAAACUUUAUAAUCAUAUUUUGCUGAAAUAAAUCACCACAUAUUUGUGUUAAAGUUAUUAACACUAAAUGGCCUUAUUACACAAAUGCAGAAAGUAUCAACUGUUUUGGGUAACAUUUUUAAAUAUAUUUUGUACAAUAUUUUACAACUGAGAACAGUUUUUAUUAACUUUUCAGUAACUUGCUAUUAUGUGCUGAGGUGUUUCAUAAGAAGCUUCUUAUAAUUUCAUGGUUAGUGUAGUCAGGAUGUUGAAAUACUCUAGAAUGCAUAUUUUCUGUGAAAGUAUUUUGUAUCAAGUGAAUGACAGACAUUAAAGAAGUUUUCCACCAGUUA